Molecule: messenger RNA, 12819 nt
Organism: Mobula hypostoma (lesser devil ray)
Lineage: Eukaryota; Metazoa; Chordata; Chondrichthyes; Myliobatiformes; Myliobatidae
Gene: tnrc18
Product: trinucleotide repeat containing 18
Exons: 30
Coding region: 414-9254 (2946 amino acids)
Molecular function (GO): chromatin binding
Source: RefSeq, a predicted model, not a curated record
GGCGUGUUUACAUUGAUUGAUUGGCAGCUUCUUCAGCCAAUCGUAGAGUUAUUGACACGGUGUGAUUGACAGGAGGCAGGCGAUGGUGAAACAAUGUGUGCUUCAUUGCAAAAGGAGAGUUUGGAAGACUGGCCAGAGUUGAAAGAGGGUAAUCAACCGUGCUUGUAAGACGUGAAGUAAUGGGAAGGCGCGCAAACCGUGAAAAACAUUUAUUCUGGGCGUAUUCGCACAAGUUUGGACUGGGAAGUGAGAUUCUCCAGAACACUAGACGUUACUGGAAUAGAGAUGCGGUUGAGAAUGGCUCAAAGGAAACCUGAUAAUGUGGUUGUAAAUCUGGGGACUAUCUAGUAUCCUGAAUUAAACAAGAGGGAUUUGUUCCGAAGCAGAGUUGAUAGGAAUCGCGCUGAAUUAUUAUGGAUGGGAGAGAUUUCGGCCAUCACCGAACAGUACACGUCCCGUCUCCUCUGCUCACCGGCCUGAGCAUGGAGCCGCAUAGAGUCGGCGCUGCAAGCGGAAGGAUCGUCUCCACAGCCGGCCACCUUAGCUCGGCGCUCGGGUCUCACCUUCCCCCGGGGAAGUACCUCUCUUCGCCGGUUUCGGUCCACGGGCAUUCGGGUGAUGCCUACCCCGGUGGCUCAACUCCUUUUCUUGGGGGUUUCGUCGCCAGUGGCCUAGGGACCUCGACUGCACCUCACGGAACCCCUGCUCCUUUGCCCUCUGACCCUUCCUUCCGUGGACCCAACCCCACAAAUAUCCAGAUGGCACAACUCUGGGUGGCACACCCUCACGAAGGUUAUUCACACUUGCCAAGUAGCCUUUAUCCUCCUUAUAUUCCCAUCAGUCACCUUGAGCACCCAAGCACUGGCAGCCCCAUUCUAGCCCAACUCAGCCAACACAGCCUGUUUGACUCUCAGAAAGAUGGAUACUAUUUUCACAGCCAUGCAGGACAGUCAUCCCUUCAUGGCACUGCAAACCCUCAAACUACCAUCCCAAGGACCUCCUCCAGUCACACACCAGGUUCUAUCCUACGAGAGAAGGAAAUAUGCCACCCUCACAAGAAUGCGAAAGAGUCUGAAAGGUAUCUCGGGAAAGAUUCUAAAGAGAAAAUCUACAGAACUGAGGUAAAUGUAAAUGUGGCCAAAAAAGAGAAGGACAAGCCCAGGGAAGAAUCAAGGCCCAGGAGUGUAGUGGAUCUCACACAGGAUGUUCGGACUGAAAACGAUAGGAGGAUACACCUUCUUGAUAAACCCAUCAAGAUUGGUGACCAUCUCUCCACAGUUCUUAGCAAUCACUCUCCCAACCGAGGGACUGGCAAUGGAGAACCAAAGUCUAAAAACCCCCUACAGGCCUUAUCUCUCAGUAAUUGUAACAAUGAUUCCAGUUCUUCAUUAAGGCUUGUGGGCACUGAACAGGACAGAUGCUCCAAAGACUCUAUGAAACACGAUGAGAACAUGAGGCCUGUGCUGCAGUCUCACACGGAAAAGAGCCGGAAGUGUGACUCAGUUGUGACUUCAGUUGGCACUUUGCAUGUCUCGUGUGGCUGUCCAUCACCCCAUUCGUCUCAAACAGCCCGGAUGCCACCUUCCAGCACAUUCCCCCCGCUUCCUGUUCAUUCCAGUAUCUACACGAUAUAUCCCUCUGCCAGGGAGCCAGGAAAGGAACAUAAAGUGAUUGCACCUACCUUUGUGCCUUCAGUUGGGUUUUAUGAGGACAGAAAUGGGCCCAUUCAGAUAGCCUCUCAGGCCAGAGACAAUAAAAGCGACAAAAAUAAAGAGAAAGAUAUCAACAGAACUUCUGUGGACAGAGCAGGCUCUUUACAAGCCUCUUCAGAAAGGACGCUGGUGGAACCUUCCCGGUUAAUGCUGGCACAGGACUUGCCUGUGCAUGCAGAUAUCAAAAGGGUAGAAAACACAAGGGAGGAAGGAUCUGUCAUUAGGUCCAACUCUUUAGCAAUAAAGAGGUCCAUAACUUCAGAACUGUUUUUGAACAAGCCAGGCCUUAGCCCUUCGGAGAGCAGAGACUUGCACACAAGUAAUGCUGCGUCAAAAGACUUGGUGAGAUCAGGUUUUGAAGUCGAUCACAGAACCCAAGAGAGAGAUAGAUUCCAAAGGUCUGUCUUGAAGGACUCUUGUAAAGUGUAUAAUGGGGUAGAUGUUGCAAGGAUGCACUUGGAGCAGUCCCAGCUGAAACGUUCUGGCACUCCGGAGCCAAAAUGGAAGCCCUUUGAAAUGGCGACUUACGCUACCACUCAAAUGGCGGCCUUAGCAGCCCAGCAUAACCACGUGAGCAGAGCCGAGGAGGAACAAAAAAAGGCUUUCCUAGACCCAGCCAGCCUCCAAAGAUCGGCCGUCGUGGGAAAUCCCAGUGAGGUCUCAGCCAUGCAAAGCUUAAUAAAGUACAGUGGUAGCUUUGCUAAGGAGACAGCGGGGCGCGUGGGCAGCGGCAAGAAGAGCCCGUUCGGCGGGCUGGGAAACAUGAAGACUGAUUCCAGCCAGCAUAGUGUUUCCAAGGUGCAGCACUUGCCACUUCAGCAGCUGAACAAACAACUCAAGAGAGAUCCAGAAAGGCCUGAGAGUGCAAAGUCAUUUGGGAGAGAGGGCAGUGGAGCACAGGGCGAGGUGGAAGUGAGGCAUCCACCCGUGGGGAUUGCCGUGGCAGUGGCCCGCCAGAAGGACAACAGUGGCAAGCCUGGUGCCAGUGUGAUGGACAGAGAUCGCUCGCUUUCCAUGAGCAGUGUAAAAGGACAUGGGCGGACAGAUGAAGAGCGAAGCGACGAUCGGCAUCGCCAUCGGGAGGAGCGCCUCAUUGCCCGAGAACAGGAGAAAUUAUUGAGAGAGAGUAAAGAGUUGGCAGAUUUUGCCCGGUUACAUCCUGUGGGCUGCAGCAGCGGUGGUCUGAAUUCAAAUCUGAUGGUGAUGGGAGGCCCAGCUCUGGCUGGAUCUGGGCGCUGGCCUACCGAUCCUACCUCACACCUAGCAUCUCAUCCCUGGCUUCCACGCACAGGUAGUCCCUCCAUGUGGCUGACAGGACAUCCCUAUGGACUGGGUCAUCCAUCAUUACACCAGGGAGUGCCACCAGGAUUUCCCCCCAGCAUACCCAGCUCUAUGCCAUCCACGUACCAAUUUGCAAGAGACCCACAGUCAGGGCAGCUGGUUGUAAUUCCGACAGAACAUUUACCGCACUUUGCUGAAUUAAUGGAAAGAGCCCCUCCUCUGUGGCCUUCGAUGUACCCUCCAACCGGGAGCUCCCUGCAGCACGCCCACCAGCUCCAGUUACUGUCUCACCAGCAGCUCCUCCGCCAGCACGAGCUGUACGUGCUUCAGCAGCAGGCAGCCCACGCCAUGGAACUCCAGCGCAGCGCACAGCUUGUCGAAAGACUGAAAGCAAAUGAGCACAGAAGUGAGGUGGAAGAGAAAGUGUGCAAGAGGACUGCUGAGGGAAACAAACCUGGCAUCGUGACCUCCUCGUCAGGACUAUUACAGAAGAGGCACCCAUCGCACUCCCCAGUGCCGUCCACCUCCUAUCACAAGACAGAUACCCCACCCCCCUCAUCGCACAACUCAUCCCCUAGGUUAAAACUGAAGCCUGAUGUAAGAGCUGACAUGGGGGAGGCCUUGCCCCCACAAGCUUAUCCUUCACCACCUCCAGCCUCCCAUCCUGUCAGCCCUCCCCAUGGGUCACCAACUCCAACUCCAGCUCUGUCCCAGAAGGUGGAGGUAUCCGAAGAGUCGGAGAAGAAAGGCUUGGAGAAAGAAGGUUCAGCUCCUUUCCAAGCCUUAUUCCCUGAAAUUCCUCAAGGAUAUUCUUAUCGGUCCCUCCCAACAUCCUUCAGUAGUCAUUACCCCUACCUCCUACAGCCUACAGCUGCCGCUGAUGCUGAUGGUUUGGCACCAGAUGUACCAUUGCCAGCUGAAUCUUCGGAGCCCAUAACCUGUUCUGAUACUCCAUCCUCACCCGAUGUGAAGCCCAUACACUUGCAUUCCCCAGCAGCACAGGAAGACUUGCCGCCCAGCAUACACACAGAGCCAAUUCAGAUCAAAGUGCAAUGUGAAGAUUUGAUUGACCUCGAGGACAACAAAACUCAGUGUGACCGACACCUUGAGCUGCAAAGCAAACCCAUGCUGUUUGCUGGAGAGGUGGACAGUGAACCAACAGACCUGACCACAGAACCCAAAGCCUCACCUGUUCUAGAGAGCCAAGAGGAUCACCAAAGCUGCCAGUCACCUUACCGGACAAUAGCUUGCACUACCGAGGUGGAGGCCAAGACAGAGCUGCAACAAGUGCAGGCCGGCUCUCCUCUUGGUGACUAUCAAAGCACUACGACACAUUCUGAGGUGGUGGAGUCAAAAGCAGAGGAACUGCCCGAGCAUGACGACUGUUACUUUAAGACCGAGAAGGUGGACAUUGAGAGCACUGGUGAAGAGGGGCUACCGGGCGCUCCUUCGAACACAACGGAGUCUGACUUUGAGCACUUUGAGAUGAAACAGGAAUUGCUGUGUUUUCAGAUCCCUGAUAGUCAUACCCCAGAAAUAAAACCAGAUGAUCCUAUGGCUGGAAUGAAUGCUCUGGUGGCUGCUGCCGAGCUUCCCCAGGCGUGUUCGAUGGCAGUCCAGCCCACCCUGCCCGCUGUUCUCCCAAUGCCUUCUGACUUCAGUGUGGCUGACAGCUCCUCCCUCAUUGGCAUUGCCUUGCUGAGUGAAAUCGCUGAACUUGAACUGGAACGGCGCAAAACAAGUGAGAUCAGUAGACGCCCUGAAGGAGGAGGGACCCACUCGGACUUAGAAAGCCUUCUUGCUGCUAGCACACAAGCAUUGUUGAUGGAUUCCAUGCCUUUGCUUGGAAUCGAAGUUCUUGGAGAUACCAAGAGUGGGCCAGUGACCAUCAGGCUCCCCCGGGAGCUAAAUCCAAACAAAAGAUACAGCUGGAUGCAGAAGAAGGAUGAACCUAUGUUCUCCAUUAAGUCUGCCAUUGAGGGAAUGGAUGCUAUGGAGCUGGAUUACAGGAUGAAGCUGGCAGAACUUCAGAGGAGAUACAAGGAGAAACAAAGGGAACUGGCCAAGCUCCAGAAGAGAAGGGACUCUGAAGAAAAACGGGAUGAGAAAAGUAGGAGUUUAUCACGGAGAGGACCCGGAAGGCCACGAAAGAGAAAGCAUGGCUCAAGUGCUCCAUCACCGCAUGUUGAUAGAGGGAGAAGUGACAGCAAGAGUGGGAAGCAUGGCAAGGGCUUCUUGCUGUCAGAUGAGAUGGAGAUGGGCGAUGGAGCCAGAAAGAAGGCUAGGACUGUGAACCAGGAUGAAGAGGAUGAGACAGAAAGUGUGAGUGUCAAAGUGAAAAGGAGAAACCGAAUGUGGGACGAACAGGAUGCAUCUUCAAGCUUUUCACAUGAGAGUCACGGCCAGAUUAAGUUCAAGAAGAAGAGGAAGGUCAGUGAACAGGAUCAACUGGCAACCAAGCUGCACCAAACCCUCUCGCUAACUAAAUUAAAGUCACCCUUUAAGUUUGCAGAUGGCUCGACAGGGAAACAGAAAUGCAGCACGACAGACAGCUGUAGGCACCUGGUAUCUCAUGAAGACUUUUUGGGGAAGGAUGGAAGGAAGAUAUUGCAUAAGAGCCUUGGUGGCUCACCAAGCAUGCUCUCUUCCAAAGAAAGUAAAAACAAAAUGGCGGCCAAAGGCAGGAAGUUGGAGUCAAGUUCAAAGAUCAAGGGUAGGCUGAAGGCAUCCCAUUCUCCAGCGAGGUCUGAGGUCAGCAGUUACUCCUACAAUACUGACACAGAGGAUGAGGAUGAGGAGGAGUUGGGAAAGAAUGAAUGGCCACUGCAGUCCACCUCAAGUAUGUCUGAGCGAUCGGGCUCCAAGCAGAAGGCACCCGCUUUCUAUGGCAUAAUAUCAAAGAAAAGCAAGGCUUCACUGGGCACAAAGCAGGCCAAAAGACUUGCUUCUGCCACCGGAACUGUGCGAUCACAGCGAGCGACAGACAAGAAAAAAGUGAAGCACUUUGCCUUGCUGCUGGAGGAAGCUGAGGCUGGAUCCUCCUUCACUGACAGUUCGGAGGACUCAUUCAAUCAAGAUUACACCUCUGAAGAAGAGGAUUAUAGGAAUGACUGCAGUGAUGGUCUUUCCUCUCCUGCCUUGGACGAGAGUGGCCUUGGUUUACUAGCCAGGUUUGCGGCUAGUGCCAUGCCAAGCCCGAUAAUGACGCCACCAUUAUCCAUUGUACAGCUGGAGGCAAAACAAAAAGCUAAAAAGAAAGAAGAAAGGCAAAGUUUAAUGGGCACAGAAUUUGAAUACACAGACUCUGAAAGUGACAUCAAAAUUAAACAGAAGUCUGCUGCUUUGCCACGGGCAAAGAAAUCUUUUCAGGAGCAAGGGAGCAGCAUGGGCGAACAGCAGAGUCAGGACAAGCAGCGGGGGGUUGAGAAAGGGAAAAAGGAAAAGAAGGCCAAGCAGAAAUCGCCCCGGGAGUUCACUUUUGACUUUGGCCCUGAAGCCAGCGAUGACGACUUGUGGAACAGGCGACGGAGUGAGAGGAUUUUCCUCAAUGAUGCUUCUGCCUGCGCUGUUCUCUCACCGACGACCCCUUCGAGCACCGCCCCCACUAUUAAAACCAGUCGAUGCAUUAAGAGCUCAGCGGUGAGUCCGAAGAAGGAUGCAUCCAAAGCAAAGGACAAGAGAAAGAAGGGUAAAGAACCACAGUCCCCUGGCUUAGCCUCAGUCCAGACGGCCAGUAACCUGCCUGAACCCAGGGUCGGCCUCCUCCGCACCACAAGUCCCUGCAAAAAGAGCAAAGGCAAAGUGAAAGGAAAGGAUGGGAAAAAAGAGGUGCGCUCCAAGGGAGGUGCUGUCAGUAAGCUCAUGGAGAGCAUGGCAGCUGAUGAGGACUUCGAGCAGAAUCAAGACAGCAGCUUCUCUGAGGAUGAGAACCUACCACUGAGCAUGCUCAUUGAAAGGCCCACAACACCAGCUCCUCGCUCAUGUGUGAUUGACAAGGAUGAGCUCAAGGAUGGCCUUCGCGUGCUGAUUCCAAUGGACGACAAGCUGCUUUAUGCUGGCUAUGUGAAAACUGUUCAUUCUCCUGAUAUAUACCGUGUGGUUGUAGAGGGAGAGAGGGGAAAUCGUCCUCACAUCUAUUCAUUGGAACAACUUUUACAGGAAGCGAUCAUUGAUGUUAAACCCUCCUCUGUGAGGUUACUGCCUGAAGGUACUCGUAUCGCUGCAUAUUGGAGUCAACAAUAUCGCUGUCUCUACCCAGGAACUGUUGUCAGAGGCAGUCCAGACCCGGAUGAAGAUGAGGAUUUGAUUACAGUGGAGUUUGAUGAUGGGGACACUGGGCGGAUCCCCAUUUCUCACAUCCGCCUCCUACCUCCAGAUUAUAAGAUUCAAUUGUCUGAUUCAGAGACUGGCUUCCUCUUAACAGGUGCUGAGCCAUCGCCUGCCCUGCUGGUGCCCAACACCAAACGGCAGAGCAGAAAGUCCAGCAAAGAUUCCACAGAGAGCAAGGAGGCCAGCACUCAGAGUUGCAACACCGCUGCAUCCAAAAACAAAGGGCGUGGACGGAAAACCUCCACCAAAGGCAAAACCGGAGCAGACUCAGUUUCAGAGCAGGCUGAGAAUACUGGUCUGAUGGAAAGCCAGGGCGCUGCAGAGAGCCAAAGCAAGCAGGUUGGCAAACCAUCGAGGAAGUGUCUUCAGAAGAGGAGUGCCAGUGGAGUUUCGCGCAAAAGCAUGAGGGAGAAGAAGAAGAAAGUGACCAAAGGAAAGGCCAAUCCAAAGCAAGGCACACAGCAACCUUCGGCUUUACCCUCACCCGUUUUCGGGAAUGCUCUUGGCACAGAAACGUACAGUGACCUGCCUGCUUCAUCAGACUCAUUCAUCACUUCCGAGACGGCUGGAGUGAAAGUGAAGACAAAGAAGGGAAAAAAGGCAGAGGAGGAAGCUCAGGAGUUUGCGGCGGUUGGGAAGGGACUGAGGAAACAGUUGGAGGCUGAGAUUCUCAUUAAGCUUGACCACGAAGGGGUGAUGUCACCGAAGACAAAGAAGACCAAAGCAAUGAUGAUGGAAGACCAACACUUAACAAGUAAGGUGGACAGCAAAGCUUUGCUGAACUUACCUUAUCCAGCAGCAACAGCAAGCAGCGAUGCCAAGCAGAAACUCUCAAAGACUAAGGCUGCAAAGAAAGAGGCAAGCAUUGGGGCUACUUACUCUAGUGGGACGUACGGCAGCAGUUCUGAUGUUCUAACCAAAAUGAAGAGCAAAGAGAAGGAAGAUGGUGAAAGCAGUGCGAGCAGUAGCAGCAGUAGUAGCAGCAGCAGCCUGGAAUCUGAUGUUGAGGACGAUCAACAGAACAAUACAGGAGAGGCUCAGGGAAACAGCAGCACAACAAGCUCCAGAGCGUCAUCACCUGUGUCUUCAUCAUCUCAGUCCUCAUCUUCCAGUUCCUCCUCCUCUUCCUCUUCCUCCUCCAGCUCUUCCUCCUCCUCCUCAACCACCGACGAAGACUCUUCCUGCAGCUCCGACGAGGAGUCCAGCUAUCAGUCCGCCCCGGCGCCCAGCGUCCCCUCAGGCCAGCAGGCAAUGGCCAGUCCAUUGCCGGAACCAGAGGCCCAGUGCGCUCCCCAGCAGCCCGCCCAGAAGCAGAAGAAGCAACAGAGCAACAGCAAGAGCAAGGCUAAGAAGCGAGAUGGCAUCCACCUGCCAACAACAAAGGAGCUCGCCAAGCGCCAGCGGUUGCCAUCGGUGGAAAACCGGCCCAAGAUCGCUGCCUUCCUGCCAGCCAGACAACUCUGGAAGUGGUUUGGGAAGCCUACUCAAAGGAGAGGAAUGAAGGGAAAAGCCAAGAAACUCUUCUACAAGGCUAUUGUCAGGGGCAAAGAAAUAAUUCGUCUUGGAGACUGCGCUGUCUUUCUCUCUGCUGGACGCCCCAACUUGCCUUAUAUCGGUAGAAUUCAGAGUAUGUGGGAGUCCUGGGGUAACAACAUGGUGGUACGAGUGAAAUGGUUCUACCACCCAGAAGAGACCAACCUGGGCAAGAAACUUAACGAUGGGAAGCGCGCCUUGUACCAGUCUUCACAUAUUGAUGAAAAUGAUGUGCAGACGAUCUCCCACAAGUGCCAGGUGGUCAACCUUGACCAGUAUGAGCAGAUGGUCAAGACCAAGAAAUACCAAGACAGUGAAGACUUGUACCACUUGGCAGGAACCUAUGAACCAACAACAGGCAUGAUUUUCAACACGGAUGGCGUGCCCAUCAUUUGCUAGACUAGUAACAAUGGUGAAAUGCCAACCGGGGUCUAAGGCCUUUCAAAGACAAGAGUCUAAGUGUAGAGAGAACAAAGCAUUGAACUAAACCAGGAAAUAUAUGGCUAAAAUGGCCUUCUCACUUUUCUUGGGUAGCUUUUGUUUCUCAAGAGCAGGACUUCUGCAGUGCCUUCCAGUUCAGAGGAAGUUAGCUGACCUGCAAUCACAGCCAGCCAGACUCCCCAAAGGCACGGGCAAAGCAUGCUUUAUGCACUUAAUAUGUAUGAAGAGGAUGGCAUUAUUUCUGUGUGUGGUCUGCAUUAUCUUUGGUCAGUGCUGUCUGCGUGGCAUGUUAAUGGCUACUCCAUAUUGAGCAGCACCAUGCCUAUGUAAGAAAGGCCAAUAAACUCUGUUUCAAAUCAGGCCAGAGAUGGACGUUGAGCAUGUCGAUAAAAGUGAAACAAAAGUUUUAGAAGAGAUACUAUAUUAGUGUAUUUUUCUACAGCACAGAUUGCUUCCUCUCAAACCUAACUGUGUUCAGUUGGGACAAGGGAAGUACUUUAAUGUACAGUUUCAAAUUGGUCUACGAAUGUCGUGUAUCAAAUAUCCAAUUGAAGUCUUUUCUAAGGACUGUGAAAUAUGACCUAUUAAAGAGAUAGGAGGGGGUUAAGCUCUAUUUAUAGCUUGUGAGAUCAAUGAACUCUUCUAGAUGGACUAAUGUAAAUUCACAGUGAACUCGAGCAGUAUUUUGCCUAGAUGGCGACUAAAUAAGAAAACUAUAGUGUUGAUGGAAAGCACUUAUUCACUGCCGAAUGCCUUCUAUGGAGAGCUGAUUGCUGACAAUCGAGAAUGAGGAGGGAGAUUUUCACAUUGUUUUUAUGUACAUAGAUACUUAUAUGUGUUGUACAGUCAAUUACAACAAACCUUUGAAUGCCACUUGCAGUUCACUCCAUAUUGGUAUCAACUGCAGAGAUUCAUGUAAGGCCUCUUACGCAGAGAAAAUGCGAACCACUUGCACUUGAAUCCACGUCAGUGGAACGACAGUAUACACUCUUUGUUGCAAUGGAGCCUAAGGCAUGUGUUUCCCACAAUGCAUCAUGCUACUGAGCAUGCUUAAUAGACACAGCUGAUAUUAAAGCCCAGCACCAAUUGAAAAUUCAUCAGAUCUCUCGUGGAGAUUUAUCUUUGGCUCAUAGCUAAUUACCUUUUAAAACCGAUACAUCUGAAACUAAAUAUUAUGGGAGCUUGUAUCAAAUAAAAUCAGCAAAUAUCAAAUGCACCAAAAGUAUGCCUGUUGAACAAAUUACUCCAUAUCGGGAGUUACGUUUAAAAGUCACUCGAGUUUGACUAUAAAUUAAUCGUGUUUUAUUUUUCUGGGCUUCUAAGUGCAUUAAAAAUAAGUUUUAAAGAAAUUUACAGUGAAGAUUCUUUUAACAAAUAAAACAUUUUAAAGAGCAAUUUUAGCCCUUUGUUUAAAACAAAUCAAGUGAUUUCACCAUUUUUAUUUUACCAAUAAUUUCUCUAAAUUAAUUCUUCAAAAAUACAUUGUUUUUUGAACUGAACAUUCAAUUGUGAUGCUACCUUGAAGCAAAAAUUUAGUGUGAUGCUCUUUUAAUGUAAAAAAAUGUUCAAAGUGACAAUGGCAGGAGGCAGCAAACAGGCAAAGUGUACUUGAACCUCUGCACUUUCCACCUGUCAAAGAAGAGCAGAAUGUGUCAAAGGUCCUGGAACAUGAAGGGUUUUCAAUCAUAUUGUUUAAGGCAGACAGUUUUUACUGAAUGUAGUGCACACUUGUCACUAUAGCGACCGGUUUGUGUAGUGAGAUUGCCAUCAUGCUUAACCGCAUUUUAAUUAACCUCUAGAUUCCCCAGAAGCUGCAAUUACAAUGUUAAUUAACACUGUUGGGUUGGUAUUCCGCUGCAGCUCCUUUGUGGCAUAUCCCUUUUUCUGUUUGAGCUCGUCAAUGUUUUGCACCUCAAGUGGGAUUGUAGAAAUGAAAUGCACAUAGAAUGUAUAAAAUUAACAAAGACUUCAGAAAAGUAUAUUUUUAAAUUGGGGGAAAUAAUUAAUAAAAAUAUUGAUCAGGCAGAGUCACAAAGAAACAAAAGAGGAAAUGUGAUUGAAAUUUGACUUUGGUAGCAUCAUAAAGUCAAAAACACUGUCUGUGGAGCCAGUGUAUAACAGACAGCAGAUACAAAGCCACCCAUGUUGAAUUACUGGCCCAAUACCUAAUUAAAGACUUUAUUGGUCACUGGAGGGAUCGAUGAGGAUUGUUUCAAAGCAUAUGCGGGUAGCUACUUUAUUAGUCAGUGAAUAGUCUGUUUAAGUUUGAGCUCCCCAGUUCACCUUAUAAAAAAUAAUUACAUUUUUUUAUAAAAAGAAUUAGAAAUACUAAGGGAAACUAAAAGUUCAGUGUUCCGUGUUGUCAAUGUGCAUACAAUGACAUCAUGAUUUCAAAGACCAUUUUGCGAAGGUCUUACAGCAAAUAUUGAAUGUCUAUAUUUUUAAAAUUUCAUCUGGUCUUCUUUAUAAGCUUUAAAUCACCACACAGUUUGUUAUUUUAUUGACAUCACUGGGCAGAUUGCCUGAGAUAAGUGACCAUAAAUGGAUUACCCUAAAGCGGGUGAAGAACACCGUAGAACUGGAGAUGGAACUGCCCACCGAUGUGGUCAGAAGUGCUCAGGGGUACAGAGGGUGGGGUCUUCCUACUGCAUCUGCCGAUGGCACAUUCAACUGGAGAAAUACCUGGUUGGUGGUAAGGGGACAAAAUACCUUCAGCUGAAUUCAGAUCUGAUGACACUUGCACGCAUUUUUGUGAUGAUUGAGUUAUUCUAAGGCAACUUCGGUCUCAGUAAUGUCUAGGGUAGCGUACUUUAAGAAAAUAGUUUAAAAACGAUGACACUUUAACUCCCUCCUGUUAAUCAGUAAGUAAUCUGUAAUGAAUUCCUGCUAUAAUAUGGAGGAUUGUAUUCAUGUUUGUAAAAAGCCACUAAUUUUUUAAAAAGAGGAUUGUAACAAUGAAAUCACUACCUGUUCCUAAUUUUGCUUAUCCUCGUCCACACAUACCCCUUAUUAAAGUAAACAAGCUCCUCGGUUCUAAACGUGCAAUACUGUUGACUGACCGGAUUCUCUAAAGUAGCUGCUAGUGGAUGAUAAAAGAUUUUUUGUAAUUUUGAUUACCAUGAAAAUAGACAGACAUAAGCAGGCAGGAGGCUGGUCCAUCCAUGAGUCCUUGCUUUGUGGAAUUCCUUCAACAGUCAGUGUGUUCCUGUUAUGUGUAAAACAGUUUAAGAACAGUUAAGGGGUUUAAAAAAUUAUUUUGGAAAUUAAAAAAAGCAUCAAACCAUUUUGUAAAUGAGCUGUGGGGGGUGGGGGUGGGCAGUGGGCAGCGGUGGGCACAUCAUGUUUGAUUCUGUUUGUAUAAACAUUUAAUCUUGCGUUUGAAAGGGGGAAACACUGAUAGUGUAUAAAACUCAUGUGGAACUUUUUAUUGAAACGUCAGAGUUUUACAAAGUGUUCCUUUUGAAGCAUUUUAGUAACUCAGAUUUUUAUACUUUAUUCAUCAAUAAACAGAAUAUAAAAAUAA